UCCCAAUAAAAUUCGCUCGCGCAAAUUCCUUCCGUCCGCCCCGGAUUUCCCGACGGGACACGCACGCGCGCGCCAGGAGUGCGCCCGUCCGACGGAAGGCACCGCGCCGAUUUGCGCCUGCUUGCUUGCUUGCUUGAUCGAUCCUCCAUCCGUCCGUGGUUGCGUCGUCGUCCGGGACAAGGAGGAGGAGCAAGGGGGUGUGAGGGAUUCCUGGUAUCUUCUUGAUUGGUUGGCUUCCUUGCCGCGGCGGGCGGGCGGGCGGGCAGCAGCACGACGACGGCGUGCUGCAAGAAGAUGCGGGCGCUGGAGGACGACCUCUUCCCGUCGACCCCCGGCAAGGUGAAGAUCGAGCGGGCGGGCGGCACGAUGAACCGCCAGCUGCACCGCUGCUUCGCUUCGACUAGUACCAUGUUCCUCUGGGCGCUCUUCCUCGUCGCCAUGACCGCCUCCUACCUCAGCUUCCAGUCCUUCGUCGACACCUCCUCCAAGUACUUCGCCGCCUCCUGGGGCGGCCUGCACUGGGAGCGCCAGAUCCGCGCCUCCGCCGCGCCGCGCAGGCCGCCGGGCUCGGCCGCCGGGGCCGGGAUGUCGGUGCUCGUCACGGGGGCGUCCGGGUUCGUCGGCGCGCACUGCUCGCUCGCGCUCCGCAAGCGCGGGGACGGCGUCGUCGGCAUCGACAACUUCAACGCCUACUACGACCCCUCGCUCAAGAAGGCCCGCAAGGCGCUGCUGACCUCCCACGGCGUGUUCGUCGUCGAGGGCGACAUCAACGACGGCCGCCUCCUCGCCAAGCUCUUCGACGUCGUGCCCUUCACGCACGUGCUCCACCUGGCGGCCCAGGCCGGCGUGCGCUACGCCAUGGAGAACCCGGCCUCGUACGUGCACUCCAACGUGGCGGGGCUCGUCACCCUCCUGGAGGCCUGCAAGAACGCCGACCCGCAGCCAGCCAUCGUUUGGGCCUCCUCCUCCUCGGUCUACGGCCUCAACGACAUGGUGCCCUUCUCCGAGUCGCACCGCACGGACCAGCCGGCGUCGCUCUACGCGGCCACCAAGAAGGCCGGCGAGGAGAUCACGCACUCGUACAACCACAUCUACGGGCUGUCCAUCACCGGCCUGCGCUUCUUCACGGUGUACGGGCCCUGGGGGCGGCCGGACAUGGCCUACUUCUCCUUCACCCGCAACAUCCUGCAGGGGAAGCCCAUCACGGUGUACCGGGGCAAGAACCACGUGGACCUCGCCCGCGACUUCACCUACAUCGACGACAUCGUCAAGGGCUGCCUGGGGUCGCUGGACACGGCCGGCAGGAGCACGGGCACCGGCGGCAAGAAGCGCGGGCCGGCGCCGUACCGGAUCUUCAACCUGGGCAACACCUCCCCCGUGACGGUGCCCACCCUGGUGGCCAUCCUGGAGAAGCACCUCCGGGUGAAGGCGAGGAAGCACGUGGUGGAGAUGCCCGGCAACGGCGACGUGCCCUUCACCCACGCCAACAUCUCGCUCGCCCGGCAGCAGCUCGGGUACAAGCCCGCCACCAACCUCGACGCCGGCCUCAAGAAGUUCGUCAAGUGGUACCUCUCCUACUACGGCUACACCCGGGGAUCCAAGAACUUGUGACCGCCGGCCUGCGCCCCGCCGCGCCGCCCGAAUUCUUCUCCUCCUCCUCCUCCCCCAACCCCUGCUGAUUCUUUAUUUGGAUCUCCUUCUCCGACCACUCCCGGAUCAAACAUUUUUAGUCCCAUGGAUGAUGGAUGGAUGGAUCGUCGCCGAACAUUAACAGCAUUCUUGUCUCGAUUCUUUUUGGGGAAAUGCUACGUUUUAUGGUGUUCUCCGAUCAAGAAAAAGAAAAUCAAUCCCGGAUCGAAUUCUUUCAUUCCCUUGCGCCGAGUGCCGACGAAGAAAGCAAUGGAGCGAAACCUUUUCUCAUUGUUUAUUUUCUUAUAAAUUUUUUCUCCCCUUGUUCAAUCUGUAAAGACAAAGUGGCUCUUGAUUAGUUUCUUCUUUUCCCCUCCCCAUCUACUACCAAAACUUUUUUCAAAA
This is a messenger RNA of Triticum dicoccoides, 2034 nucleotides long. RefSeq names its product UDP-glucuronate 4-epimerase 1-like. The record is from RefSeq and is a predicted model, not a curated record. The coding region runs from base 295 to 1611 and encodes 438 amino acids. NCBI's taxonomy places the organism in Eukaryota, Viridiplantae, Streptophyta, Magnoliopsida, Poales, Poaceae. The transcript has a single exon.